Molecule: messenger RNA, 2115 nt
Organism: Aspergillus puulaauensis
Lineage: Eukaryota; Fungi; Ascomycota; Eurotiomycetes; Eurotiales; Aspergillaceae
Gene: chs3
Product: putative chitin synthase activator (Chs3)
Exons: 3
Coding region: 1-2115 (704 amino acids)
Molecular function (GO): protein binding
Source: RefSeq, a predicted model, not a curated record
AUGGCGAGCCCCAUGGCCAGCAGCUAUCCCCAUCCCCAUUCUCUUCCGUCUCCUCCUCCCGUCUACCUUCCAUCCUCGCCGCCUCACUCACCAUCGCAUCGCGAUUCUCAGUCUACGCCACGGAGCUCGAACUAUCCGCCAACCUCGCCAAUCGCGCGCAAGCCUCUACCGGCAAUACCGUCAGCUCAGGUUGCACCACAAGCUCCACGCCCCUCUGUCCCCUCUGUGAGCGUCAACGGUCACAUCGAACAACCUGAAACGCCAAGUACGACCAUUAAUAACCCCAAUGACGAUUCGUUUGCAUCACACGUGACAAACGCUGCCUUCUCCAACUUGACGCUCCAGGAUAACCCCACGAAAAAUGGCGCUUACCCCCCACGAAAGGAGUCUAUUGGAGUCCUUCCUUCUACCGGGAACAUGGCGUAUCGACAUACCCCUGCCAGCAGCAUCUCAUCCUUUGCUGUAGAGCCCCAGCCGCAUGAUGAGACUCAAGCUGUUGGUAAGGAUAGCGGGUCAUCAUUCGACCGCGAUGGCCCUUCUGGUAGCCAAAACACAUCUUCGCGCGGCAGUAUAGACAGCAUGGCACAGGCCCCGGAGAAUCUUGAGCCCCUACACUAUCAUCAUCGCCCAUACCAACCCUCGCAGCCGGCUGUGCGGUCCACUCCUGCCCUAGGAUCAGGAGAAAAUUACCCAGGAAUAAACACCCAUCUCACCGCCAGACGCCCGCAGCGCCCGCGCUCAGCAUAUUCUUUUGCAUCAGACAAUGGAUCCCCACAGGCGUCACCCUUCCUCAAACCCCGUACAUCCUCCAGGAACUCUAGCUCUCCUGACGUUCGGCCAGUAUCCUUUGUCGAUCUUCUUAGUGCACCUUAUCCUCAGCCGGGACCCGUCCCAGUCCAAUUGGGAAACGCCCACCUUCGGUCUUCCGUUGGAAAUAAUGCAUCAUUGCUAAGCCAUAAGCAGACUUUUGAUAUGUACCUGGCAAAUGUGAAGAAAACAGACGAUCCUGCUAUUCAAUACGAGUUUGCCGUUUUCAUGGUUGGCGCUAUGAUGGAAAUGCCCGACGAGGAGCUGGAGGGUGGCAAGCCUUCACUCACCACGGAGAAAGGCAAAAACUCCUUCGACAUCACCCGAUCCAACCUUCUAAAAGAGGCCAAGUCGAUUUUCCAGGCACUAGCGAACCGUAGUUAUCCGUUUGCCCAGUACUACCUGGCAGACGGCUACGCCUCGGGUUUGUUUAGUAAAGGGAAAGAGGAUUACGAUCGCGCCUUCCCUCUAUUUGUAGCUGCAAGCAAGCACGGCCAUGUGGAGGCAUGCUACCGAACUGCUUUGUGCUACGAAUUUGGAUGGGGAACACGAGCGGAGGCCUCUAGAGCCCAGCAAUUCUAUCGCCAAGCUGCCUCGAAAAACCACCCAGGUGCUAUGCUCCGAAUGGCAAAAGCCUGCCUUGCAGGAGAUAUGGGCUUAGGCAAGCGCUAUCGGGAGGGCGUCAAAUGGCUGAAGCGGGCCACUGAUUCUUCCGAUGCGCAGUAUAAUUCGGCGCCGUACGAGCUCGGCCUGCUUCAUGUAUCCGGAUACGGAGACGAUGUCUUUCCCGACCCUUCUUAUGCCGCUCAACUGUUCACCAAGUCGGCGGAUCUUGGUCAUGUAGAGGCGUGCUAUCGCCUAGGAGAAGCCUACGAGCACGGAAAUUUGAAUUGUCCAAAGGACCCUGCCCUCAGUAUUCACUUUUACACCACUGCUGCGCAAGGAGGAAAUUCACUGGCAAUGAUGGCGCUAUGCGCUUGGUAUCUGGUGGGUGCAGAGCCGGUGCUGGACAAGGAUGAGGAUGAGGCGUACGAAUGGGCCAAACAGGCCGCUGAGCUCGGACUUGCAAAGGCCCAGUAUGCAGUGGGCUACUUUACAGAAACGGGCAUCGGAUGCCGGCGCGAUCCCCUAGAGGCCAACGUCUGGUACGUCAAAGCGGCCGACCAGGGGGAUAACCGAGCAAUGAACCGAAUCGCAAUGAUCAGGGCCGCAGCGGACGGUGUUACUCCAGCGCAGGCCGCUGCGGAUGCCAACGGAAAGAAAUCCCGAAAGAGUGAUGGCAAACAAAAAAGAUUCGGCAUCUUUUAG